AACGGUUCAUCCGGGUAAUCCGAGCGAUUGGCUCCGUAAACCAUACCGCUGCCGUGCUCGCAUCAACAAGGUGGUGCUGCCGGUUGACUACGGCGACAAACGUCGUGGCUUGUAUGUAAGUAAUCUUCGAAAGGGUGUUAACUUCGUCAUCAUCGUUCAAGUGCCGUCAUGAGCACCGUUAGAACCCGUGGAACGACGUCAGGCCGGCGCGCCGGCGGCGACGUCGGCCGAGCUGCGACAAGCAUGGCGCACUGUGGACAACGGGACUCUAGCGUGUCUUCUCGCCGAAACGCGGAACGCUGGCUCUCUUCAGUGGCCCCAGCGGCGGGACGAGUGGGCUUGUCGGUGCGCUUUGGACGCGGCUCCCAUCGAAUGGUGUGCCAGGCGGUGGCCGGCACGCACAGUUUCGGCUGGAGAGUCGUGCAAGAAGAGUCCGAGCCGUCGACGAUCGGUUUGCGAGCACAACGCUCUCCGCGGGCCGGACUAACUACCGGUCACGUGCGGGCCGGUCCGGCGUCAUCGGCUUCUGCUGUUCGGGAUUCCCGCCGGGCCAUCGGGAGCCCGAAUGUGAAGCCAGCUGUCGUCGAGCGCGUCCCGAAGCGGGACCCGGCCGUUACCUCGGCUCUGGCCUGUGCACGGGGCUUCACUCGCGAGCCUGCUCCAUCGCUGGCCCGAAACGAGCCACCGCCACCGCCAGUAUUGACGCCAUAUGAAGUCUUCGUCGCUCUGAAGCGGCCACCUCUCCCUUCCCCGCCGAGGGGGCACUGUCCCGAGGAGUGGACGGUAGAGGACGUGGCGGAGUACGUCGCGAGACUUCCGGGAUGCGAGCGUUACGCCGAGAAAUUCCGCGACCAGGAGAUCGACGGCGAAGCGCUGUUUCUGCUGAACGAGCGCCACCUGAUGUCGGCGAUGAACAUGAAGCUGGGACCAGCGGUCAAGAUGUGCGCAAUGAUAAAUUCUCUGCGAGAGGUGCACUAAAUGGACUCGCCUUGUUCGUUGGAACAUUCGACGUGUUACACACCGGCAGCAACAGUAUUUCGCCUGCAAGUCUUUUUCGGACUAAUUUCAGCACAACGACUGACACCAUGUGCUCAGCAUUGUGGAAAAAAUCGUGAGAGAGGACUUUCUCUUCGCGCUAACGCCCUUCUUUUCCUUUUUAUGGUGGUCCCACAAGAAGCUGGGACGUUAUUCCUUCUUAAUAAAACAGUUUGCACACAUCUUGA
Dermacentor andersoni is the source of this 1223-nucleotide messenger RNA. The record is from RefSeq and is a predicted model, not a curated record. Lineage: Eukaryota; Metazoa; Arthropoda; Arachnida; Ixodida; Ixodidae.